Messenger RNA from Dothidotthia symphoricarpi CBS 119687, 1281 nucleotides. Its product is annotated as fructosyl amine: oxygen oxidoreductase. Gene Ontology annotation, molecular function: flavin adenine dinucleotide binding; proline dehydrogenase activity; L-pipecolate oxidase activity. The transcript is spliced from 3 exons. NCBI's taxonomy places the organism in Eukaryota, Fungi, Ascomycota, Dothideomycetes, Pleosporales, Dothidotthiaceae. The coding region runs from base 1 to 1281 and encodes 426 amino acids. The record is from RefSeq and is a predicted model, not a curated record.
AUGCACACGAGCAGUCGUAUUAUCAUAGUCGGGGCGGGCGUGUUUGGCCUGUCGGCAGCACUUGAACUGACCCGCAAAGGGUACAAGAACAUCGCGAUUCUGGAUCGUCAUGUACCUCCAGUCCCCGAUGGCUCCAGUGUAGACAUCUCCCGGGUAAUACGAUUCGAUUACAGAGAUGCAGUUUAUGCCAAGAUCGCGAAGGAAGCGUACGAUGUCUGGCAUUCUGCUCCGGAGUUCCAGGGCAUAUUCUUUCCUAGUGCAAACGCAUUUAUCGCUAGCAAAGCGUACGGAAGAUCCCACGUCGACAAAUGUAAAGAUGUACUCGACAGUUUAGGUCUCCCUUGGGAACAAUUGCCGGACCAGGAAACCAUCAAAAAUAUGUUUCCGAUGCUGUACGGUGACAAACUUCAGUCAGAGUUGUACGGGUAUUGCAAUCGAAGUUCAGGAUGGGCUGAUGCUCAAAAAGCGAUUGCAUUUCUACGUGAUCAAUGCAUUGCGGGCGGAGUAUCUUUCAUAUGCGGCACACAAGGUACCGUUGUAGCUUUUCAAAAAGACAAAAUGACUGACAAAAUCCUUGCGGCAAAAACGGCGAGCGGACAUGAUGUACAAGGAGAUUACUUCAUCCUCUCUGCCGGUGCUUGGUCAUCAAAGCUGGCUCCUAUGUACAACUCGACAAUUGCUACUGCACAAGUACUAGCUUUUAUCAAGCUGACUGCUGCAGAGGUAACGGCCCUCAAGAGCCUGCCCCUAUAUAUCGAUUACGAUUCUGGCUGGUUCUCCUUUCCACCCCACGAAGAGACCGGGUUGUUGAAGAUCGCAGUACAUGGCUGGGGUUACACAAGAACGACAGACAAAGACGACCUUUCCUUACCUCCAACAACAGUUCGAAGCAGACGUACAAACUUCGCCCCAAAUGAUGGCAUUGCUAGGUUACGCGCUGGUCUUCAAAUAACUCUACCUGCGUUGGCAAAUCGAAAAUUCGAGCGUGUAGCUGUCUGCUGGUACAACGACACUCCAUCAGGCGACUUUAUCAUCGACUACCAUCCGGACCACUCGAACCUAUUCCUUGCCACAGCCGGCAGUGGCCAUGCGUUCAAGUUCCUACCCGUGCUUGGUAAAUAUAUAGUGCAAGGAUUUGAAAACUCUCUGCCGCGCGAUCUCGCUCAAAAAUGGCGCUUCAGAACUGAAUACAAAAACAAGGAGGACACCUUCCAUGGCGAUGGAAGUCGCGGUGGUCCGGCAAGGCGAGAGUUCACGACGCUAGAGAAGUCGCAACUGUGA